ACAGUUUAAACCUCGUCGCUCUGGAAAAGCGCGUUUGGGCGGCUUGUCGCAAGCACGUGACUCUGCUCUUGCGCUGCGCAGACCCCUGGAUUCUUUGAACGUGGCAGCUUUCCCGCAGAGGGACUCGAGUCGGAAAGCGACCAUCGUACAAAUCUCGAAGGGAGGCUUGACGGCAAUUGCAUCCUUUCUUUUUUUUUUUUCCCUCCUCCUCAGCAAGGCGACAAGGCACCAAUUGCAAUUCUCUAGUAGAGAAUAACAUCUUUUUUUGCCUCUGUCGGGAAGAACCAAAACACUGGGAGCGGAUCAGAACUCGGUGGCCCCAAUUACACUGCUGAGGAAACGAAACAGAGCUCCCCUCCCCAACGAACGCCAACAUGAGGUCCCUAUUUUCUCUCGCAACCUUUGUGGCUGCGGCGCAGGCCCUGUACUUCUACGUCGACGGAGGCACUCCCAAGUGUUUCUAUGAGGAGCUCCCCAAGGACACGCUCGUCGUGGGCCACUACUCCGCCGAGGAGUGGGAUGACAGGGCGAACAUGUGGCAGCAGCACCAGGGCAUCAGCAUCUACAUUACUGUCGAGGAAAUCUUCGACAACAACCACCGUGUCGUCUCCCAGCGAGGCACCUCCUCCGGCCGCUUCACCUUCUCCGCCGCCGACGCCGGCGACCACAAGAUCUGCUUCAUGCCCUCCUCCAGCAGCGGCCGCACGGGCUGGCUCUCCAUGUCUAACCCCAACGGCGGCAUCAAGCUGCGCCUCGACAUGGUGAUUGGCGAAACCAGCCAGAUUCAGAGCGACGACAAGGACAAGCUGAACGACAUCACCACUCGCGUCAAGGACCUCAAUGCUAGAUUAAACGACAUUCGCAGGGAGCAAGUUUUCCAGAGAGAGCGAGAGGCCGAAUUCAGAGAUCAAUCCGAGUCUACCAACGCCCGCGUCAUUCGAUGGAUCAUCAUUCAGCUCGUCAUCCUCGGCGCCACCUGCGCUUGGCAACUCUCUCAUCUGCGUUCGUUCUUUAUUAAGCAGAAGCUUACUUGAGAUGGAUGCAAAUUGAAAUAAACACGCGGGAGCAAACAUAGAGCGAAGAAAGGGAAAAGAAAAACCAUCCUGCCAAGACAAAUGUGGUGGAAUUGGCGAAAAGGGAUAUGAUACCAAUUGCAUCAUUUUUCCGAUUUAAAUAUCAGGCAACAUUCCAGUCAUUGUGCAUAGCCAAGUAUACAUGAUGAGAAAAGGGUUGAAGAAAAGAGUUGAAGGUGUCCAAUUUACUUAAUGCGAGAUCCGAAGCCUACCUACCUUAGUUACGAAAGAUUGAAAGAAAUGAAAAGAAAAAAGUUCGAUAGUAA
Trichoderma atroviride IMI 206040 is the source of this 1339-nucleotide messenger RNA. RefSeq lists its product as uncharacterized. The record is from RefSeq and is a predicted model, not a curated record. NCBI's taxonomy places the organism in Eukaryota, Fungi, Ascomycota, Sordariomycetes, Hypocreales, Hypocreaceae. Gene Ontology annotation, biological process: endoplasmic reticulum to Golgi vesicle-mediated transport; Golgi organization; intracellular protein transport. Gene Ontology annotation, cellular component: COPII-coated ER to Golgi transport vesicle; Golgi apparatus; endoplasmic reticulum-Golgi intermediate compartment.